This is a messenger RNA of Cataglyphis hispanica, 2447 nucleotides long. RefSeq names its product RING finger protein nhl-1-like. The record is from RefSeq and is a predicted model, not a curated record. NCBI's taxonomy places the organism in Eukaryota, Metazoa, Arthropoda, Insecta, Hymenoptera, Formicidae. The transcript is spliced from 11 exons. Gene Ontology annotation, molecular function: protein binding; metal ion binding. Bases 670 to 2442 code for a protein of 590 amino acids.
AGACGAUACUGUAAUAUUUCAUUUUUACAAAAAAUAAAAUAAAAAGCAUCAUAAAUAAUAUUUAAAGUAUUGAAUUUUGUGUAAUUCCAUUAGAUUCCUCCAUUGUAAACUGUGCAUUAAUGUGAAAAAUACAAAAAUUGGAAGGUGUGAUAAAUUAUCUUUAUGAUUAAAAAAGAAGAGCAUUUUUAAAAUUACAUUUUUUUAUUAUGUAAAAAAAUAGAACUAUGCUAUUAAUGAAAAUUUAUGCCAUGAAAUUUCAAAAGUGAAAAUCUCUAUAAAACUAUGUUGAACAUGAUUGUGAUACAUUUGACUAGUCAAGAUAAUGUUAAUUAUCAAAUAAUGAGUUGUCUUCUAUAAGAUUGAAUUACCUACCUGCACACUCGUUGAUCACAAAGUAAAAGUAAGAGAUAAAAGGAAUUUUGUUGUAAAAAGUAAAUAAUAAUUUGUAAUAUCAAAACACAUGUAGUGAGCCUGAAGAUAUACAUAUACAUGUAUUAAACAAGUGAGAAAGAGUGUCAAAAUUCUUAUUAUAUAUAUAUAUAAGAAUUUAAGCUCUCUUUUAAUUGUGACAUAAUCUUAAAAUAUAAAAAAAAUAAUUAUACAACGCAUCUACAACAGUUAAACUCGAGUCUAGAAAACGUUACUUCAUCGAACAUAAAAAAAAAGAAGAUGCAGCAAGUACCGACGAUCUCGCGGUCUGCUUCCCUUGGCAGGAAAUCAAAAGAAUCUAAGAAUUUUUCAUCGAGAAAACAAAAUAUGCAUCAUCGCAAGACGGCUUCGCUCGGAGCUAUUGAUGUAUCGCAAUGCGUUGUAUGCAAGGGCAAGGUAAAAUCGCCCAAAAUGAUGACAUGUCGUCAUAUUUUCUGCCUACAAUGUUUCAAAAAUCGACUUAUGAUAUCAUAUAAAAAAGAUGGUAGUAUGUGCCCGGUCUGCAAUGUAGUAGUAAUCGCCAAUAAAAUAGAUAAAGAGCAAGAAUCAAAGAGUGCGGUAAGUUUUGCGCCCUUACCGCCAAAGAUCCGAGAUAAGAAAUGCCGUGCCUGCGGUGAAAUUUGCGAGAAUAAGUGUAAGCACUGUAAACGCAGAUUUUGCGAUGUCUGCUGGACAAGUCAUAUUAAUGAUUUGAAAGAAGAACUUGGCAAUAUAAAUGGAGAUCUUGAGACAUCAAUAGUGAGAUUUGAAGAUAAAAUCAGCAAUUUUCAGAGUAAAGCAAACGAGAUGCUAGAGUUUAUUAAUAGGGACACCGAAGGCAAAAUAAUUGAACUUCAAAAGAAAAGGGAAAGUCAGAUUAAGAAGGUUGAACACAUAGUUACUAGAGGCGAAAUGUCAAUGGGGGAUAUUAGAGAAAGAAUAUACCAAGCACAAAUGGAGAUAAGACAACAGAAAGAAGAAUCAUAUGAUGUGCUGCCCGAUAAUGAAACCAAGGUAACAGCAUUUCUAGAUUUACAACAAAAAGCUGCAGAAGUAAUGGCAGCAGUUGCCAUUUGGGAAUCGGAAUUGAAUAAUAUACAAAAGGGAUUUAAGAAAGUUAACAAAAAGGAAAAAUUGCCUGUCAAAAAAAACAAGAGUUCUCUGUAUAAACGGAAAACUUUCACAUCCAAAAUUAUCGCGAAUCGUGACAUGGUGCAGCGACCGUCGGCGCUCGCCGUUGAUUCCUGGAGGGAUAACAUUAUCACGACCUGUCCGGGGUCAGGACAGGUUGUCAUUCUGGACAGGAAGUUCAAAGUUGUCCGGAGGAUUCGUCACCAAGAGAUGAUGGCACCUCAAGGACUCGCUUUCCUGCAGGAGAAUGAUGAGAUAUAUGUGACAGAUAAAUGGAGGCACUGCAUAUUCGUAUUUGACCACAAGGGCGAGCUCGUUCGUCGCAUGUGCAAUAAGGGCAAUGGAGAAUUAGAACUGCUUUCGCCGGAGGGAAUCGCGUUUCAUCCGGAACGAAACGUGCUUUACAUCGCCGAUACCGGAAACAAUCGCGUCCAAGUCCUCGAGAAGAACGGCGUGUAUUUAGACAGUAUCGGUCCUAAGAGUAAACACGUGAAGGGCACUGUCAAAUUCCAUAGAACCGGCCCGAUCGCCAGCCAACUAAAUCAACCGACAGACGUAGCUGUCACGAUAACGCGUAUCUUCGUCGCCGAUUCCGGCAAUCAUAAAGUGAAGAUAUUUAACCACGAUGGACAAAUUCUUCAAACAAUUGGCGACGUUGGUAUCGCAAAGGGUUUGUUUAGAUCGCCCGAAGUAUUAAGUAUCGACAAGAAAGAAAAUAUCAUUGUGGGUGACGCUGGAAAUGGAAGAGUGCAGAUUUUUUCCCCAAAAGGUGAAUUUCUACGGAUACUAGGCGACAGAAAGACCCAGGGAUAUAAGUUUGCAUGGAUAUCUGGUAUAUACGUGACAAAUAAUUGCGACAUUUUAGUCUCUGAUAGCAAGAAUAACUUUAUAUAUUUAUUUUAAUGUGU